This is a messenger RNA of Linum trigynum, 3081 nucleotides long. Lineage: Eukaryota; Viridiplantae; Streptophyta; Magnoliopsida; Malpighiales; Linaceae. The record is from the annotation of a GenBank genome assembly.
UUUCCAUUAAAAUGUCAAUUAUAGUAAGAAAAUAAUGUCGUUGUCGUCUUUUUAUUUGGUGUUUGAGAAGAUAUCAUGAUGAAAUAUCUUCAAACAUGCAUAAUUAAAUAGCACAAGUGUGAACGCAGGCGUAUAGCAUAUGUGAGGUGUACGCAUUAGGAAUAUUGUAAGAGCCAGAAGAGAGUUCAUAGGUUGUAAGAAAUGUUCUUGUAGUUGAACAUUAUGAAAUACCAACAAGUUCGAUCAAGGAGUUGGUCCAUCGAUCAGUUGCCCAUCUUCAAUUUGAAAUGAAUGAGUUAUUAAAAAAAAGCAUUGCUAUGAGCCUAUGACGUACAUAAAGGGCUGGGGUGGGGAUUGGGGAAAAGGGCGUACUGGCGGAGGAAGAUUGAUCCCUCUCCCUUUAAUUUUUUGGACGAAUUAAAAGAGAAAGGAAGGAAUUGGAUUUUGGACUUUUGGUUGCUUGGGUAUAGGAUUUGGGUUUGAAAAGCAGAAAAGAUUGGACCCAAAAUGAUGAGUGGGCUGGAAUUAUAAGAUAUUAAAUCUUUAUGCCAGGAGGAGGGCUGGGCCAGGGCCCAGUGUGGCCCUCCCCUGGAUCCGCCGCUGACUGUGACCACCUGUCUAUAUGCUGCAUAGUUCGGGCCAGGAUGUUAAUUUCUCAAACAAACGGUCAAACCACGCUCCAAGCCAAUUCUGUCUAUAUGCUGCAUAGUUCGGGCCAGGAUGUUAAUUUCUCAAACCACAAGUCAAAGUUUAUUACAUAGUCAUAGUUCAGGCCAUAAUAAGAUAUUAACCCUAUAGCCAAUGUACUCGGCUCACUAGGCCGAGUAUCAGACCCGGAUGGCUACCUAUGAUGCACGCCUUAACCGUAUGGAGACCCAGCAGGGGGUGACCCUUGCUCACAUCGAGCGCGAGCGGGCCCGAUUUUGGCGUAUGCAGGAGGUCCAGCAGCACCUGCUUCAGCUGAUACCUGGCGAGCAGCCAGUCUGGAGGACUCCCUGGGAGGACUCUCCCCUUCCACCCCCGGCCGCCGGAGAUGAUGCCUUCAUGAACGACAUCGACUUUGACAACCUUGGCGAUCAGUAGUCAGUACUCGUCGCCCCUCAGAGUGUGUUUUUGUUUAAGACUUUUCGUGUUUGCUCCAUGUUUGUGCGGAGCUUGAACUGAGUCUGUCGUUUUUUUUCUUGUGGAUUGUCUCUUUUGUGGCCAUCUGGGCUAACUCUGAUCCCUAACGCACAGUGAACUAAUGUGUUCUUUAUGUUCCCUUCGUGCAGAAUUGUUUCCUCGUUCCAUAUGUUUCCCACUGACUGGUCCACUUCCAGUCCCCCGUCAGUCUUUCCUUCCGGUAACAUCGUUCCCGUUAUCUCUCCCUCUCCUCCAUUGAGGGCAAUGUCGUUCUUAAGUGUGUGUGUGUGGGGGGGGUGCUUUGUAUAAGUUGAAAUCUAUAUAUGGGUGCUUGGAGCCUAGUUUGCUGUACAAAUCUCGAGAUUUAAGGGCUCCAAGUAUCAUUGUUUGCAUGAUCAUAUUGGCACUAUGAUUUGAUUGGUGAAUCUAAUGGUUUUCGAAUUAUUACAUGUCAGCUUGAUUGUAACUAGGAAAACCUAUGAUGAUGACUGAGACUUGCAGUAGAAUUGUGCAGGGGUUCAGUUUUUCAACUGUUUGCUUACCAACUGUGACUUGGAUUGAUCACUUGCUCUUGACAGUCGUUUAUGCAUCUAGUUCAGGGAAUCAAAAUGAGAGAUAGAGCAUAUAGGUAGCCACGUGAGAUUUGAGCCUGCUCGUUUCUUUCUUGUGCGAUAGUUCCCUCUUCCAUGAUGUGUAGCAUUCACGUUGUCACUAGCUAAGAUGAUGGAGGCAUAGGAUUAGCCCACGACCAAAUUGACUGUCCUGGUGUGUCAUACCCCCUAGUCAGCCCCUUUGAGCCAUGUGUUAUCCUUUCUUUCGGUCUACAAUGAAAAAUCACCCCUUUUGCAUCUCUUAGAAGGUUCCACAUAGUGGUUUUUACAUGUUCUCUGUUGUUUCAGCUAAAUAUAAUGAGAGGGUUGGAGGUAGUUCUUAAAAAGUUGGGCAUGUGUUUGAAAAAUGUGCAUAGGUGGUGGUUCUCUCAAGAAAUGAGAAAAAAAAUGAAUGAAAGCAAAAGAGAGCCACCACCACAAAUCUGAAUAGUGCCCGUUAAGUAGUGUUUCUUAGCAGUCUGGCUGAGAAAUACUAACAUUAUUGUAACCUCCUUCGCUCUUGUGCUCUUAAAAACUCGAGUAAUACAGAAUGACAGAAAGAAAGUAAGUUGUUUGAUUGACUGUGAUUGUGUUGGGUUUGGAAUUGUGGAACCUUGUGCUCAACUGACUACUUCCACCACCAAAAAGGCCUUUUCCCCAUGUCCAAGACCCUAGCUAGUCACUUGAACCUGUGUCUAAGACCCAUGGAUUAGUUAAUGGUGACAUUCCUUGUGUGAGCUCUAACAUUUAGAGGCUGCCAUCAUGGUGAAGAGAUGUUAGGAUUUGAGAGAAUAAGCAUGCGCAUUUUUCGCAUCAAAGUGUCUUGACCCCACUAGUCGAGAGUGAGCGAUUCAUUUCCUUAUUCUUUAUGCUCUUUACCCCGGUGAGGACCUAGAUGGCUCAGUCUUGAUCCUGAUGUCUUGAGUUUGAUACAUGCGAUGACUAUCUUGGUCAAGUGGUUGAGUCAAGUCUAUGUUGGUUGGUGAACAGAAAGGAUUCCUCUUCCUUUACCCGAGUUUGCUGCACUCGAAUGUCCUCUGUGGUGGUUGUCUAGGUUGCUAUUUAGUUUUCCAUAUCGCAAUGAUCAAAAGCCAGUAUGAUUCACGUGUUAUGUGCCUAUAUGAUUUGUCCCCAAUGUUGGUAUGAUUGAAAUAUUCUGAGCUUACCUCAUAUCUGACUUGGUUUGCUUGGGGACAAGCAAACGAUUAAGUGUGGGGGAAUUUGAUGACUUGAUAUAUACACAUGUUUUUGUCCACCAUUCUUGUACCGUUUGAGUCUUAUUUCUCGUGUUUUAGGCCGAUUUCACGCUAGGUUGUUCUUGUUUGUGAUAUUUCAGGCCCUAGUACGUUAAUGAAGGUUUGGGAACGAG